Molecule: messenger RNA, 2112 nt
Organism: Tripterygium wilfordii
Lineage: Eukaryota; Viridiplantae; Streptophyta; Magnoliopsida; Celastrales; Celastraceae
Product: protein FAR1-RELATED SEQUENCE 5-like
Exons: 2
Coding region: 1-2112 (703 amino acids)
Biological process (GO): regulation of DNA-templated transcription
Molecular function (GO): zinc ion binding
Source: RefSeq, a predicted model, not a curated record
AUGGAUGAUGCGGAUUUUGUGGUCAAUGUGGGAUCGACUGAUACUAGAAUAGAUGGUGUUGGAUCGAAUGUGCCGAUUAUUGGGAUGUUGUUUCAAUCUGCAGAUGAAAUGUUUGAGUAUUACAAGGCAUAUGGACAAGUUAAGAGAUUCUCUAUUAAGAGGAGAUCAUUAACCAGGGAUGCAAAUGGCGUCUAUCGAUAUCUUGUAUUUUCCUGUGGGCGGUCUGAUAAGUACAUUAGCCAUUCGAAAAAUCUUGUCAAUCAUCAGGCUAAUUCCAAGAAUGAUUGUAAGGCCAGACUUGUUGCUCGGUUAUCUGCAUGUGAGAAAUGGGAGAUUACACAAUUUAAUGAUGUGCACAAUCAUAAUCUAAGCCCUACACAUUCUAGGUUCUUUACUUGCAAUAGAGAGAUUAAUCCACACGUGAAGAGACAGUUAGAGAUAAAUGACAUUGCAGGGAUUAGGCCAAACAAGAGUCACAAUUCUUUUGUAAUUGGAGCUGGUGGUCAUGACAAUUUGAAAUUUUUGGAACGGGACACUCGCAAUCAUCUUGCUCAUUUGAGGCGUAUGCGUCUUGGUGAGGGUGAUGAAAAUGCGGUUCAGAUGUAUUUCACUAAGAUGCAAGCUAACAACCAUGGGUUUUUUUCACUAAUUGAUUGGGAUGAGGAUGGUAGACUGAGAAAUUUGUUUUGGGCGGAUCAACGCAGUAGGGCUGCAUACCAUGAGUUUGGUGAUGUAGUUACUUUCGACACGACAUACCUAACAAACAAAUAUGAUAUGCCGUUUGCUCCUUUUGUUGGGGUUAAUCACCAUGGUCACUCUAAAUUAUUAGGAUGUGGACUGUUAUCUGGCGAGGAUACAGAAACUUUUGUAUGGCUUUUUAGAACUUGGCUUGCUUGUAUGGGUGGUGUUCCUCCUUCAGGUAUUAUCACUGAUCAAGAUAGGGCAAUGAAGAAUGCGAUACAAUUCGUAUUUCCAACAACUCGCCACAGACUAUGUCUAUGGCAUAUUAUGAAGAAAUUGCCUGAAAAAUUUGGUUCACAUCGUGAAUAUGAGGGUAUAUCUCGUUUAUUACACGCCGCUGUUUAUGAUACACACAGUAUUGAGAAUUUCGAAGAUGCGUGGCGUACAUUGGUUGGAAGAUAUAAUCUGGAAGGAAAUGCAUGGCUAUCUUCUUUGUAUUUAGAUAGGGAGAUGUGGGUGCCUAUUUUUGUACGAAAAUACUUUUGGGCUGGGAUGUCUACAACACAGCGAAGUGAGAGUAUGAACGCAUUUUUUGAUGGGUACGUUAACUCAAAGACUACGCUAAAGCAGUUUGUGGAACAAUAUGAGAAUGCUUUGAGGAAAAAAGUUGAGAAAGAGUGUCAAGCAGACUUUGAUUCAUUAAACAAGCAAAUCCCAUGUGCUACAUUUUACAAUAUGGAAAAGCAAAUCCAAGGUAUUUACACAACAGCAAAGUUUGUUGAAUUCCAAUCUGAAUUGACAGGAAUGAUGUAUUGUGGAAUUAACCAGGUCAUUGCGGAUGAGGCAAAUUCACAAUAUAUUAUAUACGAGGAUGUUGUAUAUGGUGAAGGAGGUAGGAAAAAAGUUCUAUUUACUGUGACGUAUGACGGUAAAUAUGUUAAUUGCUCUUGUUUGAGGUUCGAGUUUAGGGGUAUUAUAUGCAGCCAUGCUAUCAAUGUUCUUGUUUGUAAUGACAUUGAACUAUUGCCAGAACCUUACAUAUUUACCAGGUGGAGGAAAGAUGUUCGAAGAACUCAUUCUCGUGUCAAAGUGAGCUGUGAUGGUUGGUCAUUGCCCCCUGAACAACGUCGUUAUGAUGAUAUGUGUAAAUCGUUCGCUACAUUGGCAGAUUUGGCGGCUGACCACGAAGCGCAAUAUGAUAUCGUCAUGGAAUGGAUAGCUGCAUCGUCGAGAAACAUGUUAAGUAAUUCAAACCCUGCUUUGAUUAGGGGUUCAUGCAAUUCAAAUGAUCCAGUUGUUAAGAGAUCUAAGGGGCGUCCUCGUAGUGUUAUGAAGAAGAAGAUUUACAAAAACAAACGAAAUGGGAGUGGCAGUACAUCAGCAGGCAUAUCAACUACGCAGGAGGAGGAUGAUAAUAGCGUUGCACUUUGA